CUUCUACCUAAAGCCAGAUACCGAACUGAACUGAAUAAACAACAAGCUAUUGUUUAGGGAAUAUUCGAAACGGAAAAACAUUGCACGAUAAUCGUUUGUGUAAAGUGAAAAUAAUCGAUGUUAAACUAAUCGAAGUGAUAUCGCCUAUCCGUACUGAUCCACACUUCAAGUGGACAAAUACAAAAAGUGUGUUCUGUUCAUUCGGAAACGUGAAUAAAAUAUUCCAUACUAAGUAUAUUUGUGAUUUUUAAAUUCAUACAACGGAUGUUACUAGUUUAUGUGCCAAAUUUUUACAUAGCCAAUGUUCUACAUAUUCUCAAUUUUUGCACACGGUAAUGUAAUGCUGAAAACUAACCUAAUAUAACAAUCUUAAGCAUUGGGUGUUUUUAUACUGUAUAAAACAUGAAUCUCCUACCGAAAACACAUGAAGAAUUCAGUCAUGCAGAGUACUGGAACACGUUUUUCAAAAAACGUGGUAAAAAAGCCUUUGAAUGGUAUAGAAGUUGUUCUGGUAUGGUGAAUACCCAGAACUGUGUGAGAUACUUUUAAAAUAUAUCAAAAUCAAGGAUGACAUUUUAAUUGUUGGUUGUGGAAAUUCUACACUGAGUAUGUCACUGUAUGAUGUUGGUUAUAGAAAUAUCAUCAAUAUUGAUAUAUCACAUAUUGUCAUUAAACAAAUGCAAGACAUAAAUAAUGGAGCAAGACCAGACUUGGUAUAUGAACACAUGGAUGCUACGCAAAUGUCAUAUCCUAAUGAAAAAUUUAGUGUAGUUCUGGACAAGGGUACAUUAGAUGCUUUAAUGCCAGACAGCAAAGAGGCCACAGUAUCAACAGUGGAUAGAUAUUUUAAGGAAAUCACACGAGUGUUACGCAAUGGUGGCAGAUAUAUCUGCAUAUCGUUGCUCCAGGAGCACAUUCUUCGAAAGCUCUUGUCUUAUUUUCCCACUUCAGGUUUCAUGUUUCGUAUAUCACGAUGCCAUGAGGCAGAAUCGAAGGCACGAAUGGAGGAAGGCAGUUCGGUUCCAGUUUUUGUGGUUAUCGCUACAAAAUUCACUAAAUUAUUACAGACUGUUCUCGAGGUAGCGUUGGUCGACGGCCCGCCUGAAAGAUUGUCUUCUAUGGACAACAUGAUCUCAGCCAUAUUGUCUGCGCAACAGUCCGUGCUCAUUUGCAACAGUCUUCAUAAAAGAAGCGUCGCUGAUGUUGGCGAGAUAUCGUUGGACUUGCAUCGGCCGGGAGACAAGUAUCCACGUUAUACUGUCUAUGUUCUUGAUCAACCACGCGCACGUGGAGCGAAAACAUACGGAGCUUUCUUAGUCCCACAGGGAAAAGAGACGGACUGGUUAUUCAGUACGAAGGAAGGACGACAGCAGGUUUUGAAGAGCGCGCAGCGAGACAGGCUCGCGAUCGUCACCUUACGCAGAGAGCACAAAUUCGAGAAAUGGGAUGCUUUGAAAGCUGAGUUGGAGGAUUGCGUCCGCAAUCUAGCACCGGCCGGUUUAUGCGGCAAGACCAAUAUUCCCUUUCUCUCCUUGGGAUCCGAUGUUGGAGAUGGAACUACUUGUUAUGAGGGAAAGAGCGACAUCAGUGGGCCAUUCGUAGUUGAAGAGGUGAAGAAAGACGGUCACGAGUUCAGGCGGCUUCUGUUCUUAAAUAAUCCGUACGUCAUUCAGAGUGAGGCUAGGUUGAAGCAAGCGAAAUCCAGACGUGGCAAGAUGAAAAAGGUCGCUGAUCCUGGAUUUUUAGCUUGCGAACAUCACAUUCACAUGAGCGUUGGUGUGAACGCAGUGAUAGAUACCAAAGAGCCGGAAGAGAUUAUGAUUAUAGGGCUCGGGGGUGGCGGGCUCUGCAUGUUCUUGCAUCAAUGUUUUCCCAAGCUGAGAAUUACUGCAGUUGAAAUCGACAAUGCGAUGCUGAAAGUGGCCACCGAGUACUUCAAUCUCGUUCUCGACGAUAGGAUGAAAGUGGAGAUCGCGGAUGGGAUCCGGUUUAUCAAAGAUGCCGCGACACACGAGAAAAAAUACAAGGCUAUACUCUUCGAUAUCGAUAGCAAAGAUACCACUGUUGGAAUGAGUUGUCCGCCCAAGCAGUUUCUCGAGAUGUCAGUGCUGAAAGCGGUCGCGAUGUGUUUGACGAGAAACGGCAUUUUUAUCUUGAACCUGGUCAGCAGGGACAAGAGCUUGAAACAGAAAGCGAAGGACGAUCUGAAGUCGGUGUUUCAGUCGAUUGCAUGUUACGCCAUUCAGGACAAAGUAAAUGAGAUCGUCAUAUGUUCCAUGGAGAAGAGUGAUCCAAAAGAAUGGGCGAAUAGACUGAAAGUCGCCAUUACCGACUUAAGCAAACAAGCAACUGCGAGAAAAUUGUCCUCUUUCAGAGAAGCCUUCGACGUCUCCGCAUUUUUGGAAAGUCUGUCUGCGGAGUCCUGAUCGUUCUGUAUAAAUGCCGUAAUAAAUAAUGAAAAUUACAAA
Messenger RNA from Harpegnathos saltator (Jerdon's jumping ant), 2468 nucleotides. RefSeq names its product methyltransferase-like protein 13. Gene Ontology annotation, molecular function: S-adenosylmethionine-dependent methyltransferase activity. Bases 609 to 2426 code for a protein of 605 amino acids. The transcript is spliced from 8 exons. The record is from RefSeq and is a predicted model, not a curated record. Lineage: Eukaryota; Metazoa; Arthropoda; Insecta; Hymenoptera; Formicidae.